AUUUUCAUAACCUACGAUAAUCAAAGGAGAAGGUGGAAAUUAGCGAUCCAUGAAAACACGCGAAAGAAUAGGAAUAUCGUGGUAACUUCAAUCUUUGGAAAAGAACACGUCCACUUUCGAAGUGAUAAAUCAUUUGUAUAAAAAAGGUACAUAUUCAAACGAUUAUAUCAGGGCAUUGGAAACGAAAUGGAUAUUAUUAGAAUCGAAAAAUUGUGAAAACGUGAAAGAAAUUGUCACAACUGGACAAUCUAAUGAAUAUACAUACAUACGAGUGUGUAAAUGAGCUAAGUGAAAAAUAUAUGCACGAAUAAACGAAUUACAAAUUAAUAAAAAAUUUGUGACUCAUUGUGCGGAAAGGAAAACUACCGCCAGCAAUAUUAAGAAAAUCAAAGAACAGCAAUUGGAAUAAUCACCGGUACUGAUUGGUUGCCCACUCUAGAGUUAAAGUCAUCAACAAGACUUCUGCAGCUUCAGUUAAAAAUAAGACCGUGGGAAAAUGUCUGUGAUUGGAAUCGAUUUUGGCAAUGAGGGAUGCUAUGUUGCUGCUGCCAAGGCUGGGGGAAUUGAAACUCUUGCUAAUGAUUACAGUUUGCGCGCAACCCCUUCCUUUGUAGCUUUUGAUGGAAGAAAGCGCAUCAUUGGUGUGGCUGCCAAAAAUCAACAGGUCACAAAUAUGAAAAAUACAGUGAGCGGUUUCAAGCGUUUAUUGGGACGAAAAUUUAACGAUCCACACGUACAGCGUGAACUUAGCAGCAUUCCAACGAAAGUCGAUCAACGCCCAGACGGCAGCAUUGGAUUUAAAGUGAAUUAUUUAGAUCAGGAGCAAUACUUUUCUCCAGAGCAACUGACAGCAAUGCUCUUCACGAAGCUGAAGGAAACUUCGACAGCUGCUUUGCAAGCACAGGUUAAUGACUGUGUAAUUGCUUGUCCGGCGUACUUCACUAAUUCAGAGCGCAAAGCAUUAUUGGACGCCGCUCAAAUUGCAGGUCUGAAUGUGCUGCGUCUAAUGAAUGAAACUACGGCAACCGCGCUGUCAUACGGUUUCUAUAAGCAGGACUUACCAGAUGAGAGCAAACCGCGGAACGUCGUUUUCGUUGACUGCGGUCAGUCGUCAUUGCAAGUUAGUGUAUGCGCCUUUACGAAAGGUAAAUUGAAGAUGAUUGCUAGUGCUUGGGACCAAAUUGGAGGACGUGACUUUGACAGUGUUUUGGGGGAACACUUUGCUAAAGAAUUUUAUGACCGCUACAAGCUGAACGCCAAGUCGAACGCUCGUGCUUAUCUACGUUUGCUAACUGAAAUUGAGAAAUUGAAGAAGCAAAUGUCAGCGAACAGUACUAAGCUGCCUAUCAAUAUAGAAUGCUUUAUGAACGAUGUUGAUGUUUCUUCGUCUAUGCAACGCUCACAAAUGGAAGAAUUGUGCGCGCAUUUAUUCCAACGAGUAGAGAUGACAUUCAUUAAAUUAUUACACGAUUCAAAAUUGUCACUGGAUGACAUACACUCUGUAGAAGUUGUCGGAGGUACUACACGUAUACCUGCAAUUAAACAGUUGAUUGAGCAGGUAUUCGGUAAGCCUGCUAGUACAACUUUGAAUCAAGAUGAGUCAGUGUCUCGCGGUGCAGCACUGCAAUGUGCAAUCAUGUCACCAGCUGUUCGUGUACGCGAAUUCGGCGUAACCGAUAUUCAAAAUUAUGCCGUCAAAGUUAGUUGGGAUGGUGAGGGUUCCCAAGCUGGCGGUGAAAUCGAAGUAUUCCCCGCCUUUCACUCUGCUCCGUUUAGUCGCUUGCUUACACUGAAUAGAAAAGAACCAUUCGCAAUGACUGUGCAAUAUGCACAACCGAUACCGUUCCCAGAUCCAGUUAUCGGCAAAUGGUUCAUAAGGGAUGUAAAACCGAAUGAACGUGGCGAGCACCAAGAAGUUAAAGUGAAGGUUCGCAUCAAUCACCAUGGAAUCGUAUUGAUUUCAAGUGCUUCACUUGUCGACAAGAAGGAAGAUGAAGCCUCCAAUGCUGCAGCAAAUGCUGGCGAGCAAGGUACUGGUCCGGGCAAUGAAGAUAAGGGUAAUGCCGGUGAUCAACAGCAUCAAGCUGGCAACGGCGGAGAGCCCAUGGACGUACAACAAGAGGCAUGUAAUGAUAAUGAAGAUGAUUAUAAUACAUCAACAGCCUCAUCACCUGGAGGACAAGGGUGGGCUCAGCGGGUCAAGGGCUGGUUUAGUUCGGGCACUGAAAAGAAAAAGAAGAGCACUAAACUAAUUGAGCUUCCUAUGGAAGUCAAGACCCAUGGUUUCUCAACGCCUGACUUGCAAGAUUUGGUUCAACAGGAGGCUAAAAUGAUUGCAAAUGACGCAAGGGAAACCCAACGCGUUGAUGCUAGAAAUGCGCUCGAGGAGUACGUUUACGACAUGCGUAACAAACUUCAAGGUGGUUCACUUGAGCGCUAUGUACUGGAAGCAGAUCGCGAAGCAAUUUGUUCUCAACUUAAUGAUCUCGAAAACUGGUUGUAUGAGGAGGGAGAGGAUUGUGAUCGUGAAACUUAUGUAAACAAACUAAAGGGUCUCCAUGCCCAAACUGAUCCAAUUAAAGAACGCGCCAACGAUUAUGAAAACGCUCCAGCUGCUUUCGAUGAACUAAAUCACAGCAUACAGGUGGCUCGAGGUGCUAUCAAUGAGUUCAAAAAGGGCGCCGCAAAGUAUGAUCACCUAACUGAGGCCGAGUUUUUGAACAUUUCUGAGGCAACCGAUAAAGCGCAGAAAUGGCUGGAUAGCCACAUGAACAAGUUUACACAGACACCGCGAAUGCACGACAGCCCCGUCAAAGUGGCCGACAUACGCCAUGAAGUACAGACAUUGAAUUCGUGCGUCAAUUCGGUGAUUAAUCGUCCCAAACCAAAACCAGCUGCGAAACCAGCACCUGCGAAAGAUGCCAAUUCGACAGGAUCGAGCGAGCAGAAUGGCGAGAAUGCUGACAAAGAACAUGAAAAAGCUACUCCAAUGGAUGAUGCUACUAUGGACGUAGAGUAAAUAGAUGUUAUUUGCUAAUAUGGUGGGGGUGUUCUUAGAAAGUAAGUCCUGCCCCAUAAAUAGGAAAACAGAAAAUUUAGAACGAACGCGGGGCUUCUUUUGUUUCCGUUACACAUACACACAAUUCGUAUAAUUAUGGGAGUUUGGAGAACAUGGAGAACAAACGAAAAAUAAGAAUUACGAAGAUAUAUUGCAGUUAAGGGCAAUGAAUGAAUAUUAUCUCUGAAAUAAA
Messenger RNA from Rhagoletis zephyria (snowberry fruit fly), 3251 nucleotides. RefSeq names its product heat shock protein 70Cb (gene Hsp110). The record is from RefSeq and is a predicted model, not a curated record. Lineage: Eukaryota; Metazoa; Arthropoda; Insecta; Diptera; Tephritidae. Gene Ontology annotation, cellular component: nucleus; cytosol. Gene Ontology annotation, biological process: protein folding. Gene Ontology annotation, molecular function: ATP-dependent protein folding chaperone; ATP binding.